UGAAAAGGACCACAGCUCGCCAACCAGAGACAUCGGUGUGGCGCCCAGAGCCUGUGCUUAGGAUAUGCGACGGGAAGCCCUUGCUACAGCGCAGACAGUGGCCCCGCGGCGCCGGGGAGAGCCAGGCGAAAGCAGGCUGAUUCUUCGGAGGAAUCAUCUCUGACUGUGUCUUCACUCUGAACUCCCACUGCUUCUUCACUCUGAACUCCCACUGCUUCCAGCAGGAACACCACUCAAGGGAGAGCUCUGGCGUGUUUUUGGAAAGAAAUUCCAUGGGGACUGUACCUGAUCCUCUGAGAUCCACUAAAACUUCCCUGAUUGCAGCUUCUUUAAAAGAGGAGGCUCAAGGAGAGCUGCAGGCUUCCUUAUCUCAGUGCCGACCAGCUCAACCGGGAAAGAAUACCAAUGGCCUGGCAAGUGCCCCUGCAGAACCAAGCCUCAGCCCCAGCACUGCUGCUGAGGCCAUGAUGCAGGCUUGUGAGCAUGAGACCACCCAACCAGACAUGUCUGCUCCUGGUGUCUUCAAUGAGGUGGAGAAAGCAUCUCCCACACACAAUUCUCCUGGAGAUCCCCAACUGCUGGAAAGCAGAGAGCCCACAGCACCAGCCCCGAGCCCUACGGCAGCAAAGGAUCUUGUACACAGACCAUUUACAAUGCCAGCCAAUCAGCACACCCACCAGGCCAUCCCAGGUGAUCGGCCCAAUGCCAGCGCCUCAUCAGAACCUGAAGAUUCCUUGGUGAAAUCUCCGAGAACCUUGAAUGGAGCCCAAACGGAGAAGUCAAAUUGUCCUGCAGGGGGCACCUGUGGCAGCAGCAAAGAUCAGGCAUCCUGUGAUUUUCCUUCUCAAGCAACGAUUCAGGGAAUGGUACAGAGCACAGCAGCCGAGGUGUUCAGUCAUUCUUCCCCUCCUGCAGGUGGGCCUGAAGGGGACAGGCAGCAAGCCAUCUGCCACUCCGCAACGAGGUCCUGUGAGCCUCCAGCAAGAGAAGAUGGAUGUUCAGAGAACAAACAACCAUCUGCCACUGCCUCAGACACCCAAGGUACAUCAUGUGGGACACCUCAGCUAUCCCAUCUCGCUAGAGAAGUUUCAUCACAUACACUAGAUCCAGAGAAGGCACUGCGGCCAACACAACAGGUGUCGAGGUUCAAAGAAGCCAGUACCAUGACCAACCAAGCUGAAAGUGAGAUCAAGGAGGCCCCCAGCAAGGUUCGUCAAGAUGCCGAGGUGCAGGCGGUGGCCAGCGUGGAAAGCAGAUCGGUCUCCACUAGCCCCAGCAUCCUGGCGGCUUUCUUAAAGGAAACCCCUGCUGCUGAGUGCUUGGAACAUCAAGAGCAGCUGCGUGUCCUUUGCCAGGGAAGUGGCACUGGCAGCCACAUGUUGGAGCUCUCUAACAGCAUACAAGCCCCCCAGGAGGCAGGGCAGGGCUGUGGCAUCAUGGCUCAGGUGCACAUCCAGACAGCUGCACCUGUCUCUACAGCUUUCCAAGGGGAACUUAAAGGAGUAAGCCUACCAGAGCAGAUCCUGAAGACCUCACCCAUCAGCAGGGCCUGCCGUCAGGCCCAGGAGACUUGUAAAGAAGAUGGGAGACCAGCAGAAGAGACUCCAUUGAGGGAAGAGUCAACCUCUAGACAGCUUUCAGAUGCUAAUUCCAGCUCCCUGAAAGCUAGCCCCAUUGACCAGAUUUCUAGCAGUGCAGGUAGUCAGUCUAGAAUAAACCAGGAACUGGGGACCUCUGAAGCCAAGACAUCUGAUCACAAGACUGAUCCAGACUACAAACGAUCGGACUCCUGCAGCCCUGAGAGCAAAGAGGACCAGUCCAGGAGUUUGGAGGCCACGAGUAAAGGAGGUCCAAAGGAGACAAAGUACAAGUCUCCUCCGAUAGUAAAAGAAAAGGAGCCUGCGGGCACCGAUGCUCUAGAUGCCAAAACCCUACUGCUCAAUCCCAAAGCUCAAGAAAACGGAGGCUCAGGAUCAGCUGCCAAUCCCAUACCCUCCCCAAACAGAAAGAACCAGGAGGGCGUCUUAGAGGAAAACCGACAGAGCAAGACAGCCACCAGCCUGAGCCUACCCCCGGACGCCAUGGGGGACUCCAGCCCAGGUUCUGGCAAGAGGACCCCUUCUCGCUCGGUCAAAGCCAGCCCUCGCCGGGCCAGCCGGGUCAGCGAGUUCCUCAAGGAGUUGAACGUGACAGCAGCUGCUGCUCAGGUGGGGCUCACACCGGGAGAGAAGAAAAAGCAGCUAAGCACAGAGGCCAAACUCCAGCUGAAGCAGUCCAAGCGGGUCAAGGACGUGGUGUGGGACGAGCAGGGCAUGACCUGGGAAGUGUACGGGGCUUCCCUGGACCCGGAGUCCCUGGGGAUCGCCAUCCAGAACCACUUACAGAGACAAAUUCGGGAACAUGAGAAAUUAAUCAAAACGCAAAGCGACCAGACCCGGAGAUCCAUUUCCUCAGACACUUCCUCCAAUAAGAAGCUGAAAGGGAGGCAGCACAGCGUUUUCCAAUCCAUGCUGCAGAACUUCCGUCGCCCCAACUGCUGUGUUCGCCCUGCCCCUUCUUCUGUGUUAGAUUGAAAGGGGACACCUAUGGAGGUGGGGGGUGGGGGUCCGCGUAUGCACAUAUGGUAUCAUAUGUGUCUGUCUAUGUCAAAGCCUAAGUUGUUUUCUGAGAGACCAAGAAGAAAAAGCAAGUAUUAACUAUAGGAAAUUGCUAUUAAAAAUCGUGGGAUCCCUGGAGGGUUCAUAAAUAAAGAUGCCAUUUCAAUGGGAAAGAAAGAACAAGAGAAGCAAGCUUCACUGCAGAUUUGCAACCCUAAUUAAGUGGAAAUCAUAUUCACUGUUUUUUUUUUAAACUAUGACAUUGCUUAUAGAAAUAACAAUACCGUUAUACAUGCGUCAUUUUGUAUUACUGCCUCAAUGUGUAUCACAUGAUGGUAUUUGCAUUAAAAUCCCUACUUUAUAUUAAAAAUAGCAAAAACACUAUUAGCAAAAACGUUAUGAUUUCUAGUCCUAUUGAAAUAAGAAUGCUGUUACCACACAAAAUCUAAGUAGGUAAUAAGAACCGUAAUGUAAAAAUUUGAGACAAAAUUUUUACAUAUGUAAAAUACCAAAUAUGAAUUAGUAUUUGAAAACAUCUGCAGAUAGCCCUUUUCAUACACCUUGUAUAGCUUUUAGAAAAUAUAAGUUAUGUGAGGAGAAUUAGCUAAGGCUUUAGAUAUGAAUACUGUCCAAUUACAUCCAACAUGGACUUACAUAUACACAUGUUCCUGCACAGAAGGCAAGGUGCAUCUCUGUGAGGCUAACCAAAUUGAAUUCAUAUUUUCUUACCCUAAAGGAGGCAUAUGGAACUAGAUUCUUGAGAAGAGUCAUCACAUGAGAGAUAAUAGUAAAUUUUAUGUGAUACAGAAGUUCUCCAGUGAUAUUCUACUGAAUUAUAAGGUUCUGGAAAGGAAUUAUAAAUAGCAGAUUACCAAAAUCUGUUUUAUCUGUGUUGAUAAAAGGAAGAGCCUUUAAGUAACAAAAACUACAUGUUUCAUCUGUAUUCAUGUAAACAGCAUAAAAUUUUUGGCUUUCUUUUGAUUUGGUUCAGUAGUUUCUAACAGCAAAUGUGGUCAACACCAAAGGGAACAGAAGUUCUCUUACAUGUAGACAAAUAUCACCUGUUUAUCAUCUGGAGUAAAAAAAAAAAAAAUAGGUAACUUUUUUAUACUUUUGAUUUUAAGAGAAAUACCAUCAUAUCUCAACCUUCAAAGCCAACAAAAAAAGAGGUCAAUGUAAGCAUGGUUUGAGUUUGGAGUAGGAUAUUCCUUGAGAACAUUGGCAUCUAUCUGAGCUCAGCACUCACUCCUCUCUAGAAGAGGAGGGUAUCCCUGAAACAUAGGGGCAUCCUCCAAGACACUGGCCAGAGGCCACCAGCAGCUGCUUUCUUUGACUAAUGGAAAGAAGAAUGCAUUAGUCAAGGCCCUAGGAACCCUUCCCUUCCUGGAUUCAUCAUAGGGCCUCCAUCUUGCCCUUAGAAAAUUUGACUGCUAGAUGUUGGAGUGGUACUGGUUGCCUUCUCUAAACUCAUUCCCCAGAUGAGACAAAAAAAAGAAUAUUUGACCAUGCAAUUUUCUUCAAAUACCAUUGGUACAGUCAAUUCCCAUUAUCUGUUUUAGCUUAUUUCAAUUUAAUUCUUCUUUGCAGGUUCUGAACAUGAGGGGGGAAAAAUCAUACCUAAACUCUACCCUGUGUGCAACCUACACUGGGAACUAACUAAAUUACUAAAAAGCUUUGAUUUCUUUCAAAGCAAUUUAGCCGUAUAUACAGCCUGCAUAAGAAGACCACAGUGACAGCCUUCUUGGAGCCUGAGAAUGGUAAUUACAGUUGUUAUGCUUGGAACUUAUGAUGAAUUUUUUAAUAAGGCACAUUUUUUAGUUUCUUACUCAUUGGCCUCUUUUAAGAACACUAUCUAAAGUAGAAAUUAUCAUCAAAUUACAUUUAAUGAUUAGAGAUUAAGUCUAAAAUUCUCUCUUCUGGACUUAAGCACCUAUUUGUCUCAGAUAACUUGGCCACAACUAUUCUGUCUCCUCUUUCUCACUGGCCAUUUCUAUCACAUGAUGGCACACUUUGCUGUGUAUACACAGAGUACACCCUGUGCACACAGGAGCAGCUGUCAACAGCACCUACUCCAGAUAGGUGGGCCCCAGGUAAUCCUCUGCUGUGAAGUGGCUAGAACAGGCUGUUCCUGUAUUAACAUAGGAGAGAAGAAAAAUUCAAAAUCCGGCAAUAAUAUUUACUUUCAUGAGAUUAGAGUAACCACACGAUUUAUAAAUAAUGAGAUGAAGCAGAGAUCUAAGAGAAAAACAUUGGUAUUUGUCACACAUUGUUAAUCAGAACCACUCAAUUUGGUAUUGUAGUUGUGCCUCUCAAACUAAAACUUUAAUCAAAAAUGUUUGCUGUAGUAAGUUUGGUUUUCUUUGGUGCUAGAACUAAAUUCUUGAUUUCUCAACACUCUACAAAUGGUCAUAAGAUAGUUCAAAACCUUGUUUGUUUUGUUCUUAUCAAAUUUUAUAGAACUAGCAGCUUUUAGAAACAGUAACAGGAAUAUGUCAUCAAAUAGAUAUAUGAGAUGGGAGGCUAUUUAAGAUAGUGUUUUUUACAUUUUAGUACCUACCCUAAGCUACUCUCAAAAUAAAACCAUGUUUGAGAUUCUUCCUUACAUCAGUCUGUGACACAGAAUUAGGUAUUUAGUAUGUCAUUUGGGAUGUCUUGGAUUCAUUCAACAAAGGAAGUUGAAAUAUAAUAUAAUCCUGGUGGACUUUAAACUUGCUCAAUCAUUCCUUGCUUCACCUGCAUGAUACCCACUGAGUUAAAAGUUGUUUGUGUUUGUCCUUAAUUUCUUUUAAUGUGAUUUGUCCAUUUUAAUACACUCUACUUUUAGAUUUUUAGAGAGGAAAUAUUUUAUUCAAUUGAGAAAUAGAAAAUAUCCCUAAGCCAGUAAUAAAAGAAGUGAGUUAGAACUUAGUGUCUGGCAGGUCAUUCAACAUUUAAAGUGUGAAGAUGUUAUACCACUUACCAAAUGAACACUAGAAUUUUUAUUUAAGUAUUAAUUUUUCUAGGUUUAUUAUCAUAAGAAAAAUAGCAUUGCUUCACUGCCACAUGUUUAUCUUGAAUGCCUUUCUAAUCAUGUCUUUUUGAAUUACUGGCUUUUGAUGCCACAGACUAGCUACUUUAUAUACAAUAAAAUCCUGAUUAACCUUUCUGUUUUGAAUUAGUAGCAUAAGUUGAAUAUUUUUAAGUAGAGGUUAACCAGAAACCUUUUUGUUUGUGUCCAAAAUGAAGUGUUGGUAAAAUGGAUUACUAUGUUUUCUACCUUAUAAAUUCCACUAUAUUGAAUAUAAUUUGACCUUUGAUAAUUUUUUAGUCUUGAGAAUCAUCUGAUACUCAUUAUUCGGGGUACAAAUAUUCUCCAUGUUAUAAGUUAAACAUAAAAAUUGAAAUAAAUAGGACUGAGUACAUAUAUGUAACAUAAACCCUACAGGUUAGAUUUUGAAACCAAAUCUUGCAACCUUAAGGGAAAAAGCAAAAGAAGAAAUUGUCAUUUGGUUGUAUCCCAAAGUAUUGAGAUUUUACUAUUCCUAGCUUAUACUAAUAUUAUUCCUUUCAUUUUAGGGAAUUUCUGCCAUGCUGGGAAUGGUUGUAUAUAUAUAACACCAAGAAUAGAAUAAACAGUGACUUUAAAAUUUGUUUACAGAGGAUAUAUACAAUGUGCUGUUAAUGUAACUUGUCUGGCCUUUGCUAUAUUCACUCUAUUACUGUUUUGUUGCCAAAAUGUGAGGAAUUAUUGUCUUUUUUUCCUCCUACAUAUUGUGCAAGUAUUAAAGAAAUUGUCCACCUCUGGUACCACGGAAUUCACCAUAUUCCUUGUGAACUUUUCCAGAACCAGUAUAAAGAAAAAUAAUAUAUUAGGAUAGGUUUGCAUAUAUGUGUGUGUGUACUUGUGUGCGUGUGUGCUUAUUGAAAAUUGGGCACCUGUAGACUUGUAUAGACCUCGUACCUGCCUGAUUGACUAAUUCUCCACAAUGCUCCAUGGAGAUGAAGCUGUGUACUCUCUCCUCCUUUGUCCUGAGUGGUGUUUGAGAAACGAAGCUUGUGAGUUUCCUUCUGUGAUAACACAGUGAGCUCAGCAGCAUCUGAGAUGAGUGAGCGGAUCACCUUGUCCAGCCCUUGUUUUGUCUACCCAGUGAAUCAGAAGUCUCCACAUCCACUCCAACUUUUGCUUUUCACAUUCAUCUGAGCAUUUUGUUUUCUGUGAGCAGUGUUUCUCAAUGUCAUAUGUAGCCCUUUGGGUUGAUUCUCUCCAAAUGUAGGUUAGCUGCUGCCACCUGGCAAAUAACAGGCAGUUUACUGAAUCUCCUGUCCAUCCUGUAACUGUAUCCUCCUUAAUGAAAUUCUGCAACUGGCUCAGUAAUUACAAAUGUCAUCUGUGCAGACACAUGGGCUUAAGAAUAACAACACAAUUUUGAACACUUUUGCAAAAGGGAAAAAAAUAGUCUUAUAAAUACUGAAACAAAUUUCUAUGAACUUUAUCCUGAUCUUGGGGGGAAAAAAAAGUUUUCUCCUUGGCUACAGAAAUUGAAUAAGCAAUGACCAAGGAUAUAAAUAAGGAUGAACUGAGAUUGGAAAAAUUCUGUCUCACAAGUAAUCAGUGACAUCUGCCAGAGGUCAUCACAGCUACUUUUAACUGUGAAUACUCACCAGCUAAACUACUCACUUGCCACAACCAAAUAACCUCUCUCAAAGUAAAUCCAAUACACCUGUAUAUAUGUGUAGAUGGAAACAACAAAGAGUCCUGAAAUAUUACUUUUGGGCUACUGGGAAAAUUAAGGUGAUGAUAAUAUAAAAGACAUUCAAAUAACCAUGAGAUUUGGUGAAAUGACUCUGGGGGCCAGAAUGGUGCAACAAGAUGUUAUUUACAGUUUUUUUUAAACAGAUAUCUCAGAUACUAAUCACGAGAAUAAAGACUGUUGAAUAUGAAAUUAAAGCCAAGCAAUAAUGUGCCAAAAAGAGGCAGUUAUACCAGCAAGUGCAUCUGUUACAGGCACACUGUUAUAUAACUAUGGUUUGCUCUACAAAGACUUGACUAUAACCCAGAGGAUAAAAGAAAUGAAGGCAUAAUUUCUGCUUUCUUGUUGAGUAAACUUGUUUAGGAAUUCCAUAAAGAGGUGUAGCACUAGUGAGCAUAAGUAGAGACACAGGCAAUAUGUCUGUUUUCAUGCCAGCCAAGAGAGAAGAGGAGCCACUAAAAGGUUUGCUGUCUUAAAACUCAAGACAACGCCAUCCAGAAACUUCUGUCAUGUGAAGGGGAUAAACUUAUGGUAAUUCCUCUUCCUGGACCCUAGCACGUUCAAAAGCAAUUUUGUCAACUCUGCCCAGAGGAUCGCCCAUCUUAGCUAUGAAAAAUGGGUUCCCAGAUGUAAAGUCACUAAAACAUGAGGACCUGUAUCCAAAGGGGCCACAAAUAAUGCCUUACAGAAAAUGAUGCUCCAGAUGGUUAUUUCUAAAUACCAAUUCUUCAAGUGUCUUUCUGGGUUGAAGUUCAAAAGAUUAAUUGGCUGCAAAAAAAAAAGUAUUAAAAUCACAUAUUUUUUCUUUGGAAAAAGAUACUGGUAAUCAACCAAUAAGGUGAUAAUUAUAAGAGAUACCCUACUGAUUUAAGUAUGUUAGGGAAAAUUAAAUGGGAUAAAAAUACUAACUUCUUUCUUGAUUUUUUAAUAUGUGGAGAUGUCAUCAAUUUAUUUCUGGGGAGAAAAUUAUAGCUUACUUUUUGACAUUAUUGCUAGUAUUGCUCUUUGUUACUUUAAAAAUUAAAUUGUCUCUUCUUUAGGAAAAAAAAACCUUUUUAACAGUUAAUUCUUUCAGAUUCCUAUCACUGCUUUUAAUAACAGUAAAGGCUAUGUGUAGAGCAAACUAUAGAAAAUGAGUAGAAGGGAUUUACCCAUAUUAAUCAGUAUCCUUAAUGAUUUUAGUUUAGAUUCCUUAGCAUUUAUUUUCAACCACAUCUUAUGAGCAAAUUGUUUUCUAUCAUGUCUUAAAAUGAUGCUGGUAAAUCUGGAGAUUGCAGUAUUAUGAUCUUACUCCUCAAUCCCAGGAAGAGAGGAGAGACUGUUUCUGACUUUAAGGGCAUCUAGAGAUACCUUUCUCUCGAGGUUGAAAGAGGUCAGUAUGACCUGACAACUCAAAAAAAAAUAUCUCUUAGCAAUUACUAAAUUUCUCAAUGUAUUUAUCUCUGCUGUACUAAUGUGUGAACAAUAUGUUGUGCAUAAUGGCGUUGCUGCUGUGGUAUGUCAGUGCAUUCCAUAAGUGUAUACAGUCUGUAAGUGAUUGGCUUGCUAUUUUUAUGUGUAGAAAAAAAAUAAAUAACAUGCCAUAUCCCAUUUAAA
Ictidomys tridecemlineatus (thirteen-lined ground squirrel) is the source of this 8923-nucleotide messenger RNA. RefSeq names its product GPRIN family member 3 (gene Gprin3). Gene Ontology annotation, cellular component: plasma membrane. The record is from RefSeq and is a predicted model, not a curated record. Gene Ontology annotation, biological process: neuron projection development. Lineage: Eukaryota; Metazoa; Chordata; Mammalia; Rodentia; Sciuridae.